Molecule: messenger RNA, 847 nt
Organism: Branchiostoma floridae (Florida lancelet)
Lineage: Eukaryota; Metazoa; Chordata; Leptocardii; Amphioxiformes; Branchiostomatidae
Exons: 7
Coding region: 15-773 (252 amino acids)
Molecular function (GO): calcium ion binding
Source: RefSeq, a predicted model, not a curated record
UCUUGGCAUCAACUAUGGCUCCCUUCCUUCUUCUCUUCGUUGCCUUGGCAACGGCGUCUCCGAUGAAGAGGCAGAUGACCGGCGGGCUGGACGCGGAUAUGGACGGUAUGGUCUCCUAUGCUGAGGUGUCCGCCGUCAUGUCCCUGCACGAAGCUCUUGUCGCCCUUGACAGUGAUGGCGACGGCUUCAUCUACCUGCCGCAGAUCGUCGAGCUGUGGGGGUCCGCAGACAAGUUUUACGAACUGAACACCGACGGCGACGAUUACCUGACCUUCAGGGAGAUUGAGAACGGGAUGAGCCUGCAGGACUUCUUCAACGAGUUCGACUCCAACGAUGACGGGAUGCUGGAUGCUAUAGAGGCUUACCAGGUGAACUUCAUCUACGACAUUUGGUACAACAAUGCCGUCGCUGACAACCCGCUGGACUCCAACGGUGACGGCAAGAUCUCCCGGAUGGAAAUCUUGAGCCACAUGACCUACGACGAGGUGCUGAAGGCCUUGGAUGUGGACGGUAACCGAGAACUGACGGCUGUAGAGCUGAAUGUACUGAUGGGCGUCGGAACUACACAGUUCAUAGCUGAUCAGGACAGCAACAAUGACGGAGUGGUUGACUUCCAGGAGGCGUACCUCAACCGUAUGAACCUGCGAAGGAUCUUCAAUAGGCUCGAUUUGGACGAUAGUAACUACCUAGAGAACGGAGAAGGGAGCGGAUUCUACGUUGUGUGGGACGCUAUCGUCAUGAUGGGUGGUGGCACCAACCCCAACGGAAACUAAGAAGGACCCUCUGGUUUCCGGACCGCAGUAGCGGCUGCAAAACAAACAUACGGGAAUAAAAACGCGACCAUAUU